AUGCAAGAGGCUUCGUCAGCUGGAGCGCGAGGAGUGGGAGCGCUUGGAGUAGGGGAGGCUAGGGCUGGAGCGGCAGCAGCACGAGCUGCAGCGGCAGGAGCAGGAGCAGCAGUAGCAGCGGCAGCAACAACAGCAGCAGCAGCAGCAGCAGCAGCAGCAGCAGCAGCAGCAGCAGCAGCAGCAGCAGCAGCAGCAGCAGCAGCAGCCGCCGCCGCAGCAGCCGCAGCAGCAGCAGCAGCAGCAGCAGCAGCAGCAGCAGCAGCAGCAGCAGCAGCAGCAGCAGCAGCAGCAGCAGCAGCAGCAGCAGCAGCAGCAGCAGCAGCAGCAGCAGCAGCAGCAGCAGCAGCAGCAGCAGCAGCAGCAGCAGCAGCAGCAGCAGCAGCAGCAGCAGCAGCAGCAGCAGCAGCAGCAGCAGCAGCAGCAGCAGCAGCAGCAGCAGCAGCAGCAGCAGCAGGAGCCACAGCAGCCGCAGAAAUCGCUGCCCUUGCAGCCAUUGCCUCCACCUUCUGUUCUCCUGUCACCUCCUGA
Messenger RNA from Closterium sp. Yama58-4, 528 nucleotides. NCBI's taxonomy places the organism in Eukaryota, Viridiplantae, Streptophyta, Zygnematophyceae, Desmidiales, Closteriaceae. The record is from the annotation of a GenBank genome assembly.